Molecule: messenger RNA, 1001 nt
Organism: Tetranychus urticae (two-spotted spider mite)
Lineage: Eukaryota; Metazoa; Arthropoda; Arachnida; Trombidiformes; Tetranychidae
Product: glutathione S-transferase Mu 1
Biological process (GO): glutathione metabolic process
Molecular function (GO): glutathione transferase activity
Source: RefSeq, a predicted model, not a curated record
AAUGUGAAGUAACGUGGAGUUGGAUUCAGACAAAUUAAGUUUAUUGUUUACUUGUUGAAGUGUUAUUUUGCGCAUCUUUCCUUUUCUUUCGUGUCAACCCAAAAUGGCACCAGUUAUCGGUUAUUGGAACCUUCGAGGUGCUGUUGAGCCUAUUAUACUGACUUUGAAACAAGCUAAAGCCUCGUACAAAUUGCGUGUCUACAAACUCGGUGAUGCUCCUGACUUUGACAAAUCAGAUUGGCUCAAUGAGAAGCACAAUUUGGGUCUUCCUUACCCUAAUUUACCAUAUUACAUUGAUGGAGAUCUCAAGAUUACUCAGACUUUGGCUAUUCUCCAUUAUCUGGCUCGUAAACACGAUUUAGGACCAAGAAAUGCCCUGGAAUCCAUUCGAUCCGAUAUCUUCGAACAAGGUGCUUUUGAAAUAACUCAUUCACUAUGGACAGCUUGGUACGUUGAGAGUGACCAGGAAUUUGAGGAUCGUCGACUUGGUUUGGAUUCUUAUUUGGUUGAAAAGUUGAAUCACACUGGAAACGCUUUUGGUUCAAACAAGUUCAUCCUCGGUGAUCGAGUUACUUUCGUUGACUUUUUGCUAUACUCGACACUCGACUACAUCAGACAGUAUAAACCUUCCUUACUGGAUCCAUAUGCAAACCUGAAAAGCUAUCUGGACCGAAUCGAAGGCUUGCCCGAAAUCAAUAAAUAUUUGAAGAGCAACAGUUUCAGUCGAUUCCCAAUCACAGAUGCAACAGCCAAAUGGGGAAAUGACACAAUUCAAAAGCCAUAUUGAUCAAGCUACAAGCUUUAAUAAAUGUCUUCAUUAAACUCUAAUAAAACACUUAUUCGAUAUUUUUGGAGAUACUUUAUCUAUUGGAAUUAUUAAUGCCUUUUCUUUUUCUUUGUUUUUAUGAUCGUACAAGAUCGAGAUGAAAAACGAGAAAGAGAAUUACAAGAGAAAAGAAUUAAAAUACAUACGUUACAUUAAAAUAUGAUUCAAAACUCUA